ACACGAUUUGGAAAACUUCAUCCGCGGUUGCAUCUUUCUUUCCGCAUUGUUGAGUCUCGCCUAGGGUUUCUGCUGCUGUCUCAACUCCGUCCGCCAUGGUCAUGCGAGACUGGGUUUAGAUGGUUAGGCCAAGAGAACGAAGAAGGUUGGUAUUGUCGGCAAGUAUGGAACCCGUUAUGGUGCUAGUCUGAGGAAACAAAUCAAGAAGAUGGAAGUUAGCCAGCACAGAAAGUACUUCUGUGAGUUCUGUGGCAAGGAUGCUGUGAAGAGAAAGGCAGUCGGAAUCUGGGGGUGCAAGGACUGUGGCAAGGUCAAAGCAGGGGGUGCUUACACCAUGAAUACUGCCAGUGCUGUGACUGUGAGGAGUACCAUCCGCAGAUUGAGGGAGCAGACAGAGAGUUAGAUGUGAUGAAUCUAUUAUGUUCAAGAUUUUGAUGUUUCGUUAGCUGACAACAAUGUCUGCUCGUUUCAUUUCGGGUUGAUUUACUUUCCGAACGCUGUAGGAUGUAAUGAAUGAAGCAGAGAUUCUGAUACCGAUGAAAACUGUCAGCAGAGUUUCAAUGCUAGACUUGUCUGCUGUUGCCUUCCAUUUGUGAUGUUUGUAAGUUUAGUUGGUCUUAUCAGUGCGGUUGAUCUUCCUUCUGCUAGUAUUAGCUUACUAGGUUAGACAGAAAUAUGGUGACCCUUGAGCUAGAGUUGUUUCGAUAGGAAUAAAAUUAGAGGUAAAGUGGAGUAUAUAAAGUGUAAUUUUCUACAGAAAUAUGGUGGCCCUUUCCAGCCAUACAUCCUCGUUUUGAUGAAAGACAUAUUGGUCAUCUUCUCCCAAAUAUUUUAAGCAAGGAUUGUAAAAUCGUGUCGAUAGGAAUGACAAUCUUGGCUCGGUCCGAUGG
Linum tenue is the source of this 890-nucleotide messenger RNA. The record is from the annotation of a GenBank genome assembly. Lineage: Eukaryota; Viridiplantae; Streptophyta; Magnoliopsida; Malpighiales; Linaceae.